CAGCAACCGGACGCUUUCACCUGCUGCACUGCGACAUCAAACACGGCUGAGUCAAUGCUGCGGAAAACGCGAGUCUCUGUCUAAACGUUAAAUAAAUUGUCUAAAUUCAAGAGCUUUUAUUUAGCGCACAGUGUGUUUUGGUCGCGUAGCUCGUCUGCACCACAUUCCCCCCGUUGAAUGCUGUUCAGAAACAUCACAGCUAGCAAGCUUUCUGCCUAAACAAGAGCGGUUUGUUAGCCGUUAGCUGAUGGAUGCUAAUGUUGCGUUCGGGUGCCGUCGGAAAUAACAACGAGUGCACAUGAAGGACGCAAAACUCGGUAAAGGCCUAUGGGAAGGAACACUUUGAAGAACAGCAGAGUUUGUUUAAGUCACUGUGAUAUAAUUACACGAAUUUUCAGGAAAAAAACUACAUGAAACGACUUUGUUGCUGUUAUUUAGUUUAGACACCACCUUACGUGUCUUGCGUCUUGACGACUUUCGGGUUUGGAUCGUACGAGCAGCACCUGAAGGCAGCACCGGUCCGCUAACAUUAGCUAUGGCUGCGGCUGCGGUUAGCCCGUGAAGGAGCACAUCCUCAGCUACACCCUCACACACCAUGCCAUAAAACACACACCGACGGGGUUUCUGUGAACGACGGGACGGCAGGAACACACCUGGCAGCAGAGAUGAGUCGCUUCUGCUCGGACAACAACAACUUUCCUUAUGACAACAACGUCCUGGUUUUGGACAUGGUGCUCAGCUCUCUGUGGGGAGUGCCCCAGCCCAUAAACUGGGACAAUGUAGCCAAGCUCGUCCCCGGCUUCACCGCCAAGGAGUGUGCCCGUCGGUUUGAGGAGCUGAAGAGCACCGGCAGUUUCCCUCAUGUGGACAACCAGUGCAACGCCGUGAUGGCAGGCGGCUCCUCCCCCUCAGACGGCCUGUCCUCCUACAUCAAGGCCACGCUGCUGGACGCCGGCGAGCCGGAGGAGACAGGAACCAAACAGAGCAGCAGCAAAGUCACAGAUGAGUUGAGGAUGUGGACUCCACUGGAUGAAUUUAACAUUUCAGGCUUGAAACUAAUGCCCUCAGCAAGGGUCGGCACUGUGGAGAACAAAGAGAAAAGAGUCUCAGCCGAGGAGGACGACAAACCUCAGAAACCUCGGGAUCCCAACAUGGUCAUCCACGUGUGCGACGAGGCCAAGAACCUGAAGCAGGACUUCACGUGUCCCAGGGACCUGCUGGUCAAGGAGAUGCGCUACUUCGCCGAGUACCUGUCUGUGGACCCGCAGAGGUGGGAGGAGGUGGACAUCUCGGUUCACUGCGACGUGCAGAUCUUCGACUGGCUCAUGAACUACGUCAGGAGGAACACGGCCGGAGAGGGCAACCGAGAAAAGCCUCGGCUCGAGCCCAGCAAUGUGAUCUCAAUCCUGAUCUCCUCCGAGUUCUUGAAGAUGGAUACGUUAGUGGAGGAGUGCAUCCAGUACUGCCACAAACACAUGAGCGCCAUCGUGGCCACGCCCUGCAACAUGAACUGCAUCAACAGCAACCUGGCCACGCGGAUCGCCGAGCUCUUCAACCACAACGAGGCCGACGACGUCCGCGACAAAAAAGACAAGUUCAAAAGCAAAUUGUUCCAGAAGAAAAUUGAACGCCUCUUCGAUCCCAACCACCAGAACAGAGAUUCACUGGGAAGCGCCUCGACCCUCUACAGGUGCGGUCUGUGCCUUAAGCUGCUGACCAAAGACACAGAGAGGAAGAUCUCUUGUGUUCCGGGGAAAAUCAACAUCGACGUCCGAGGGAACAUCACCUACACUCACACGAGACAGAAGAACUGGGAUGUGCAUGAAUACCUCACCAGCCUGCAUGACGAACUCAAGUCCUGGGUCCUGGUCUACUGGAGAAUCUGGGGUACCAUCAACUACCUCACCUGCUCCCGCUGCCAACAGGUGUUUGUGUGUGCAGAGCUGACCCAGUGUAAGUACCAUCCCGAGAGUGUGCUGUAUCCUGGUAUGGGUGGAGAGAAAGGCUGGCACGGAGCUGGAAUCUACCCGUGCUGUAACCAGAGGGUGCUGCGCUUUGACCCCACCGGCAUUCCCAAGGGCUGUAAGAUGCGAGACCACAUCGUGAGCGUGCCUGACGAGGAGAGCUGCACCGACCCGGUGAGCGCCGCGCAGACCCGAGUCCUCAACGACCUCCUGCUGCACCGAGACGCCGUGUGUGUGUCCAGCACGCCGCCAGCAGAGGGGACUGAGGAGUCUCCGUCGAGCACUGAGAAGGUUCUGGACUGUGAUAUUCUCUUGGAGCCAAGACUGACCGGCCCUCAUAAAGGAGACGGCUGCACUUUUUCCCUACUGAAAAACUGGAGUCUGCAACUGAGGCAGCAGUCCCUCCUGUCGGAAGACGAGGAGUACACCACGGGGUCAGAGGUCACCGAGGACGAGGUGGGCGAUGAAGAGGAGCAGUCCAAGAAACAAGCUGCUAAGAAGGCGAAGAAGGCCAGCAGACCUCUGAAGAGACAAGUGUCCUCUCCCAACUUCCAGAGAAGAGAAAAGCCAGAGAAAGCGCUGUCGAGGGACAACACACCUUUCACCGUGAGCGCUCAGAAGAGUAAAUGGGACAGUUCUCGCUCCAUGCGUUACAACCAGGACGCUCAGAGGGAGGAAGACCAGCGCCGCAUGGUGGAAAUCGUCGGCCACCUGACCAAGAUGAGGUUCGGAGACCAGGACCAGAGCAAAUCUAAGGACACUAAAGAGCCUGCAGGGGGAAUCUACUCCAGACUGGAAGCUCAGUUCAAAAGCACCUCUCAAGCCAGACAGAGCUCAGAGAAAGCUCCCAGAUCAAAAACACGCUACGCUCAGAUCCGGACGACAUAAAAGACUGGAUCAGAAAACGCAGGAGAGAGAGAGAGAUGGCUGUUGGAAGAGCAUGACAGCUGAGGAGGAGGAGGAUGAUGAUGAUGAAGAGGAAGUGGAGAUCCUCAUCAGCCCUCAGCACAGCAAACUAACUCAGAACAGCCGGCAGCGUCUGGCCGUCCCUCCCUCCCCGUGCCGCCUGUCCCCGCCCGUCCCUGCCUGUGUUUUGGUCCACAUGGGCCCGGGACGGACACCUUGGUCAUCGUCAGCCCCUCUUUAGAGCAGCUCCCUCCCUCGUAGCUUAACUCGGGUGACUACGUACGGAUCACCUCUCCUCGCAAGCCGCCAUAACUCAGCUAGCCGUGUGUGUGUCGUGCAGCGGUGAAGCAGCUGCCGUCCUCAGUCCUGGCGAGGCUGCAGGUGAACAUCAGGCUCUCGCUCCAGGCCAGAUCUUAGAAAAUGUUCUUGGACUGACCGAGUAAAGAGCGGGUGUGUGAGAAGCAGACCUGCGUCACACAGAAUGUGCAGAUCAUGUUUGUUUUACGUAGAGCCACACACGUGGGUUUGGCCACAUCAGGCAACAGAGAUUUAGACAAUUAUGCAAAAGUAUUUGAAAGUCAAGUAACGGCACGUCUGUAAUGAUGUCGUAUCUGACAUGGCUUGAGUUGUCCAAAUGCAGUGAACUUCUCUCACCUGGUAGUGACUACAGAUUAAAAACAAAGUACUUUGCAUGUGGUAUUUAACCCAGGUCGAGUUCGAUAGAUGAAGUUUUUACUGUCCCGCUGGAAAUUUGUCCUCACAGCCCGUACACACACACAAAAAAUACUGAUAUCCAUACUGCAACACACAGAUAUACACACACAGCCACAUGUAGAUUUAUUUAUUUAUUUACCUUUAUUUAACCAGACAAGCUUGUUGAGAUAAAGAAUCUCUUUUACAAAAGUGACCUGGCCAAGAGGCCAAGAUCUGGACUGGAGCGAGAGCCUGCAGCUCUGCAGGACUGGAGCCGCAAGAAACCCGCGAGUUCAGCAAGUUCACCGUCGAGCUCGGACCUCGGCUGGAUGGGUUUUUCAAAUACCGCGUUCGAAAAGGCGAUUCAGGUUGUCUCGGUUGAGUUGCCAGUCACAGUACACUUCAUUCACUUUCAAAUAGUGUAAAUGUUGUAUUGGCAUUUGUUGUCGUGUGUGGCGAAGCCGGCCAUCUGGCAGCCCACACGCCGACAGGCAGACGCUGAGAAUCAUUUACAAAUGCUGUUUGAUCCAAUCCUGGUAGAGAUAUAGAUUUAACCGUUUCUAUCUGUUUUGGAGUAUGACUGUACUGUACACCACUGGGACCAAUAAAACAUGAAUGAACUGUGAUAUCAAAAAUAAAAGAACUAACUCCAGCUAA
Messenger RNA from Myripristis murdjan (pinecone soldierfish), 4220 nucleotides. It is a transcript of the gene sanbr, whose product is annotated as SANT and BTB domain regulator of CSR. Bases 666 to 2852 code for a protein of 728 amino acids. The record is from RefSeq and is a predicted model, not a curated record. The transcript is spliced from 22 exons. NCBI's taxonomy places the organism in Eukaryota, Metazoa, Chordata, Actinopteri, Holocentriformes, Holocentridae.